Messenger RNA from Suillus plorans, 1242 nucleotides. RefSeq lists its product as uncharacterized. Bases 1 to 1242 code for a protein of 413 amino acids. NCBI's taxonomy places the organism in Eukaryota, Fungi, Basidiomycota, Agaricomycetes, Boletales, Suillaceae. The record is from RefSeq and is a predicted model, not a curated record. The transcript has 5 exons.
AUGCCAAGCUUUCCGCCUUCAGAUGAACCCACCCUCGAUGGCGACUGCCUAUCUCUCAAGAAUAUUGAACUAGUUGAUAUUUUUAGUCGAAAGCGCGUGUCUUUGCAGCCUCAUCCAUCUCACCAGUAUCCGAAUGAAACACUCAUCCAUCAUGGUUAUUUGGGCUGCUCGCCAUUAUUUCCCACUGUUGCCAUCUCCAUCCGCACACUUGCAGCAUACCGACAGGCUCACCGAACUUGUCCCCGAUUCAGCAUUCAGGCGCAAUGCAAAGCCUUAUGUCACCUCCAUAAUAUUCCAUAUCGACCAUAUUUAAAUGCGCAGUUUUCAGAUGCUUAUGACAUUUAUCUUGAAAUCUUACAUCGCGUUGACGUCCUCAUCAAUCAAGCGCUUAACCGCAGCUCACCCAACUGGCGUCUUCUGAACUGCUGCCCAUGCUGCUUCUACAAGCUAGAGGAUAAAGAAAAUUUGGCUCUGGACUGGCUGGUGACUAUGGACGGCAACAAUAGCUUGAAACGAUGGACAUCGUCAACAGCUGAUGGCACCGCCCGAAAAGAUUCACGCAGGUUUCGUUCUGACUACUGGCUCGAUUGCUCGACAGUUGAUAGAUUUAAGGAUGAAGUGCGAGGACAAACACACCCGACUGCGGAUAUUGACAACUGGCAAGAUGUUGAGCAAACUGACACAGCGCCCUCAUUUACUUGUGUUGACCGGUGGCGAAAUGCCGGUCCAGAACAACGUAAAAGGAUGUUUUCAGUGUUCGAUGAAUCCGGGAUAUUUAUUGCUGCAUGUCGACACCGGUUUAUCCUUCUCGCUUGCGAUAUGGUUAAGAGCGGUGAACUGGCAAAAUAUCCCCUUGCGAUUGUUGAUCGAUUGCUAACAGUUUACGGCAAAAAUGGAGGUUGUGCGUAUGACAUUGGUUGUGCGUUUGCCAAGACGCUCGGGAACAGUACUUUGGGACCACGAGCUUCUGCCCUCAACUUCCGGAUGAUGGUAGGAGCGUUUCACGGCCAUGCGCACAAUCGAAGAUGCCAGAUAGAUUGGCAUCCUAUGUACAUUGAAGGCACAGGACACACGGAGGGUGAAGGAUGCGAACACAUUUUUUCUUCGUCAAAUGAGCUUGCACGAAGUACUCGGCAUGCUACAACUUUUCAUCGACAUCAAUCGAUCGAGCAACAUUUUGCAUUUUGGGACGAGGAUAAGUAUGCAGCCUUAAGUAAGUUUUUAUUAAUAUCUACUCAAUAG